CUAAACGAGCAAAAACUUUACUUCUCUACAGCAUGCCACAGAAAGAUUUCCGGAGCCAAACAAGCUGGGAGACUGGUGUGGCCUCCAUGAUGCAAAACAGUCACAGUGGAAUAAACCAGCUGGGAGGCGUGUUUGUGAACGGGAGACCUUUACCUGAUUCUACCAGGCAGAAGAUAGUGGAGCUGGCACACAGUGGAGCUCGACCUUGUGACAUAUCCAGAAUACUGCAGGUGUCGAACGGCUGUGUCAGUAAGAUCCUGGGCCGGUAUUACGAGACGGGUUCGAUCCGUCCCCGGGCCAUAGGAGGGAGUAAACCCAGGGUGGCCACGUCGGAGGUGGUGGGGAAGAUCGCUCAGUACAAGAGGGAGUGUCCGUCCAUUUUCGCCUGGGAGAUCAGAGACCGACUGCUGGCAGAGGGAGUCUGCACCAACGACAACAUCCCCAGUGUCUCAUCAAUAAAUCGAGUGCUCCGGAACCUCGUCAGCGAUAAGCAGCAAAUGGGCACCGUGGGAGCCGAGGGGAUGUUUGACAAGCUCAAGAUGCUCAAUGGACAAACCACCUGGGGGGGGCGCUCAGGGUGGUACGCUGGGACGACACUCCCCACCACUGAGUGUCCGCAGGCCGAGGCCAGGGAGAACACCAUCUCAGUCGGUUCCACCGGUGAAGACUCAGAGGAGACUCAGAUGAGGCUUCAGCUGAAGAGGAAGCUACAGAGGAACAGGACGUCAUUCACUCAGGACCAGAUAGAAGCGCUGGAGAAAGAAUUUGAAAGGACUCACUAUCCGGACGUGUUUGCCAGAGAACGCCUUGCCAACAAAAUAGACCUCCCAGAGGCAAGAAUACAGGUUUGGUUUUCCAACCGACGAGCAAAGUGGAGAAGAGAGGAGAAGCUCAGAAACCAACGGCGUCAAGUGUCCAACUCCUCCAACCACAUUCCCAUCAGCAGCAGCUUCAACACCAGUGUUUACCAGCCAAUACCGCAACCCACCACACCAGUGUCCUUCUCAUCAGGAUCCAUGUUGGGAAGGUCCGAUCCAGUUCUGUCCAACAGCUACAGCCUACCAGCCAUGCCAAGCUUCAGUAUGGCUGCCAGCCUGCCUAUGCAAGCAUCCAGCCAGGCCUCUUAUUCCUGCAUGCUGCCCACCAGCCCCGCUGUAAAUGGAAGAAGUUAUGAAACAUACACUCCUCCACACAUGCAGCCACACAUCAACAGCCAAUCGAUGACGUCCUCUGCAACGUCGUCAACAGGUCUGAUUUCCCCUGGUGUCUCAGUUCCGGUCCAAGUUCCAGGAAAUGAAGCGGACAUGUCACAGUACUGGCCACGCCUGCAGUGAUGUCAUUUCCCCUCGGCAAUGGUUGGGUGACUGCUGCAACAAGACUGUCUGGACAUCAGAGCAUGACCUACCCGACUCUACAGCUCGAAUGUGAAGAAGGACCUCAAGCAGAACAUGAAGGAAUUACUCUCAUUGAUGUUUGCGAGAACAUUUUCAAACCAAAUUCUGGAGACAAGCAGGACAGAAGUACUCUUCCAAAUGAAGGAAUUAAAAAAAACCUACAAAGCCGGUGCAAGUUCAAGCGACUGUACGACCGGAUCCACGUUUCUCGGGGAGAUCGGUCGCCACGUAUUCCCCAGCUGCCAUUCACAGUUCGGUUGUUGAGGACACAGGACGAAGAGCUCCAGCCCGAGCUGCACUCAGGGCGCUCAGGAAGGCGCCCAUCCUUCGUUCACGCUAAACUCCAAACAGGAAUAAACUGCUCCGUGUCCAUUUGGAAAAUUCUGUGGGAAGACAUAUUACCUCCGCUUUAUGUUCCUAAUUUAUAUCACAUUGGUGUAUUUGUAGCAACACAAAAAAACUAAAACAAAAAGACGUUGACUGAAGGGAGGAGCUCCGGCCUGGAAUGUGUAUAGAAUUUCAGAAUGUGCAUUCUGGUGAUAUGUGUUUGGUAUUGUAAAAAAAAAAAGAUCUGGAUGUAAUCUGGUAAACAGGCAUGGACUCUGAUUUUGAAUUUAUAAAAUGAUCUCAGUUUGUUUUAAUUCCAAAGCUCUUAUAUCCAUACACUCUACAGAAACUAUUCAAGGCUGGAGGCGGAGCGAACACUCUGCUAAUUCAUAACAAGUGAAAAUUAGAACGUGCCUGGGAUGUAAAUCUGUUUCAGAUUUUAAAGUGUAAAGUAUUUGUCUUCUCCAGUGAUCUGGGAGGGUUUCCACAAUAAAGU
Messenger RNA from Pseudoliparis swirei, 2217 nucleotides. RefSeq names its product paired box protein Pax-6-like. The transcript has 11 exons. Gene Ontology annotation, biological process: anatomical structure development; regulation of transcription by RNA polymerase II. The record is from RefSeq and is a predicted model, not a curated record. NCBI's taxonomy places the organism in Eukaryota, Metazoa, Chordata, Actinopteri, Perciformes, Liparidae. Bases 33 to 1334 code for a protein of 433 amino acids. Gene Ontology annotation, molecular function: RNA polymerase II cis-regulatory region sequence-specific DNA binding; DNA-binding transcription factor activity, RNA polymerase II-specific.